Messenger RNA from Gastrolobium bilobum, 2203 nucleotides. RefSeq names its product dimethylnonatriene synthase-like. Gene Ontology annotation, molecular function: oxidoreductase activity, acting on paired donors, with incorporation or reduction of molecular oxygen; iron ion binding; heme binding. Lineage: Eukaryota; Viridiplantae; Streptophyta; Magnoliopsida; Fabales; Fabaceae. The record is from RefSeq and is a predicted model, not a curated record. Gene Ontology annotation, biological process: defense response to other organism. Bases 37 to 1656 code for a protein of 539 amino acids. The transcript is spliced from 2 exons.
UUUACUAAAAAUAAAAAAUCCAGAUCCUAUAAAUAGAUGUGCAAGUAUUGUGAUUACUCAAUCCUCUCCAAGGACCCUAUGGAUCUUGCUUUCAAUUUCCAAACUAUUUCUGCAAUAUUAGCUUUAUUGAUUGUAUAUACUGUUUUUAGGUCUAUUACAACAAAGUACAAGUACAACAAAGUGCCUGAACCAUGUGGUGCUUUACCUUUCGUAGGUCACCUCCAUCUUCUAAAUGCUAAUGAACCAUAUUUUAGGACCUUUUCAGCUAUGGCUGAGAAAUAUGGUUCAAUCUUCUCCCUCAGGCUUGGUUGCCACAACACCUUAGUUGUGAGUAACAGGGAAAUUGCCAAAGAAUGCCUCAUAACAAAUGACAAAGCUUUUGCUUCAAGGCCAAGCAUAGCUGCUGGGAGAUACAUGGGUUACAACAAUGCCGUUUUGGGUCUUGCCCCUUACGGAAAAUACUGGCGUGACAUGAGAAAAAUUGCCACUCUCGAGAUUCUUUCAAGUUACAGGCUUGAAAAGCUUAAGCAUGUUAGAGACAUAGAAAUAUUUUCUCUUGUCAAAGAUUUGUACAACUCGUUAUCAUUUGCAAAGAAUGAGAGUAAUUCAAUUGAAGUUCCUCUAAGCAAUUUUUUGGAACACAUGACAUUUAAUUAUAUUGUGAAGAUGAUAGCAGGGAAGCGAUUUAGAACUGAAACCAUAGGGCAAGAAGACAGUGAGGCAUGGAGAUUAAGGAGGGCUAUCAAAGAUGCUACAUAUCUCAGUGGUGUUUUUGUGAUGGCUGAUGCUAUUCCUUAUCUUGGUUGGUUUGAUUUUCAAGGGUAUGUGAGUUUCAUGAAGAGGACUUUCAAGGAAAUAGAUCUGAUUCUUGAUAAGUGGAUGAAUGAACAUGUGAGAAACAGAGUUCAAGAUGAGAAUGGUGGAUGUGAGCAUGACUUCAUGGAUGUGUUGAUAUCCACGUUUGAAGAGCAUGAUGUGUUUUGUGGCCACAAGCGGGAGAUAGUGAUAAAAGCAACGGCACUGAUUCUUAUCCUUACUGCCUCAGGAAGCACAGCCAUAACACUAACAUGGGCACUUUCCUUGCUUCUAAACCAUCCAAGUGUCCUAAAGGCUGCAAAACAAGAGCUAGACACCAAAAUAGGAAAAGACAAAUGGGUUCAGGAAUGUGACAUCAAAGACCUCAAUUAUUUACAAGCCAUUGUCAAAGAGACCCUUCGUCUAUACCCACCAGCACCCUUAACAGGAAUUAGGGAAGCCAUUGAUGAUUGCUACGUGGCAGGUUACCAUGUCCCAAAAGGCACUCGUUUGCUUAUUAAUCUAUGGAAGUUACAGAGAGACCCAAAAAUAUGGUCCAACCCUGAUGAGUUUCAACCUGAGAGGUUCCUCACCACUCAUGUAGACCUUGAUUUUCAGAGUCAUAACUUUGAGUUUAUCCCAUUUAGCUUUGGAAGAAGGUCAUGUCCUGGCAUGACAUUUGGGCUGCAAGUGGUUCACUUGACUCUGGCUCGGUUGCUUCAAGGGUUUGAUAUAUGCACAAAAUCAGGUGCUCCAGUUGAUAUGAAUGAAGGUUUAGGAGUGGCCUUGCCUAAGGAAAACACACUUGAAGUUGUGCUCCAUCCUCGUCUUCCAUUGGAGCUUUACGAAAGUCUGAAGUAAAAAUAAGAGGAAAUACUUUUUUUUGGUCCUUAUCAAAAUUUACGAUACCCGCUUUAGUUCCUAACAAAUAAAAAGGCUCAUUGUGGUCCUUAAAAAAUUCAAAUAGACUCAUUUUAGUCCUUAUAAGGACUAAUAUGAGUCUUUUUUUAAUUUGUGAGGGACCACAAUUUCAACUAAAUGGGUCCAUUUUAAAUUUCUUAGAGACUACGAAGGGUCUUUUUAUUUGCUAGGGACUAAAAUGAGUAUCGUGAAAUUUGCUGAAGACUAAAAAUGAUAUUUACUCUAAAAAUAAAGAAGGGGUAGCACAGAUCAUGUAGAUCAACUGGCUUUGACGAGGUUCUGUUGUCCUGUCCGGCCGAAUUAAUUGAUGAAUCGGUGAAGAAAUAUAAAAAUAAAUAAAUAAGAGGUGUAAAAAAUGAAAUUAAGCGAGUUAUAUCUUUAUAAUUCUAGUGUGUGUAACACAAAGUUAGCGUCUGAGUGUUGAAAAUUCAUCCCUGAGAUGAAGCCAAAAAUAAUUUGCUUCUGGGUUGCGUGUCUUGUUACUCUA